AGGGCUGAGGGGAGAAGGUGUGCAUUUUAAGUGUUUGGAAUGCAGCCCUAUUGUGUUGUAUUGGGAUUGUGCCACAGAGCAUUAUGGGGAUUCUACGUGGUGAGAAAUUUAGUGACGUUGGAUAGAGAUUAAAAGUGAAGAGUGAUAGUUGAGCAUUUUUUUGAUAUUAUUCAAUUCAAAUUCGUUUUUUAAAUUACAGGAGAGCGAGGAGGUAUAUUAGAAAUAGUUUUCUUGGUUUUAGAACUUUAUUUUUGUGUGCCGUUAGCAAGCCAAAUUUAAAUAAAUGACACCAAUUCCAGUAGCUAGCUAGCGUUACCAGCGCGAGUGUGCAGUUAUCUCCCCCAGAAUGGUAGAAUGGCCAACGCUGCCGAAAAUGUUGUGGAUUUUUUUGGUUGAAAAACCAUUUUCAUUCUCUGGGGUACACGGAAAAGGUGCGAAUUAAAAGCGAGGGUCGACCUCUGCUUGAGAUCGGUUUCAUGAAGAAGAAAGCAAGAUGGAUUGUAUUGAUGAGAGAAUCAAAAGAGCUUUAAGACGCCGCCCUUAUGUGUUGAAUCCAAUGAGGGUUAACACCCCUGAUUCUGUGAUGUGGCUAACCGGCAAGUUGCACAGAAGGUCAAAGCCUCCAAUCAAUGUGAGCUGUGGGCAGGACCAAACAUCUGGAGAUGGAGCAUCAAUCCAGAGCCUCUCAGCCAGGUCACCUCUGCUAUUCCCAUAGAGACACAACGGAUAGAUCAAUCUGAUUCAUAUGGCCAUUUUGGUUGGCUUGGUUGAAUUGACAAUCAUCCAUUCAAGAUGCUAAAGAAUCAUAUACUAUGGAAGGUCUUUGAGAGUAAAUGCCAGUGUAUUCUAUGGCUGCCAUGAGUACAUGCCUUUCUCUGUCUCCUCAGUCUGGAAGGGUGACUCGGCUGAUAGAGAAAAUAUGAUGAGGUGAACUCGUCCUCCUAUUCUGAUGACUUUUCCAUCUACUCCUUCACUGACUGUGAAUCUGAGUGUGAUGAGGAUCAUGAAAGGAGGACACCACCGCUGAAAGUUGAGACUGGAAAUGUGACAAAGCUUGAUGUGAGGGAUAUGGACGAGGAUGAUCUGUCUCUCCACUCCUUCGAUGAGUCAGACUUCCUGAGCCCAGGGAAGGUCUCAGGUCCUGUAUCUGUCAAGAAUGGCCUCUCUCCCUUUGUGACCUCAGCACACCGGACCCUGGCUGAAGCCCUACGGGCCCUGCCCUCUGCUGUAGGCUCUCCCUACCCAGUAAAUGUCCCAAGGCCUCGGACUCCUCUCAACCCUGUCAUUAUCGCUCUGCCCCGAACAGAGAACUUCCCAUACCGCCACAGCCCUCGCCUGGCUCCCAUCACCAACCUGAGCGAGACCGGCAGGAAGCUGCUCCAGGAAAUGGCUAGAGUGGCCCCACAGUGACAGCACCAUCCCCAAGUCCAGGCUGAUUACCUGGGACCCCUCGGAGGACUUUGAAGACCAGCCACAUGGUCAACACACCUGUACAGACCAUGCACAUCAUGGGGAACCUGGGACCAGCGGGCAAACUUGGCCAAAAGGAGAAGGAAUGCUUGUCUGCACGAUAAGAGCAGAUGGAAAUGGAGUGGUUACCAUCAAACCAGACUUCAACACAGGCAAGGAGCCCUACAGGCCAGUGACCCGCACCCGCUGAAGUCAAAAUGUUUUACCCCUAGCUCAAGUAAGGGUCACUUACUUGGUAGCAGAAUUCAUACAUCCUCAGCCACUUACUGUGUUGCGAUGCUGUGUGUUUGCACCCAAUGUUGAGACGGAGGGGGAGAAGAGGAAGGUGUGGCGUCAGACCAGAGGAGACGGAACAGCAACAGUGCAUAUAUAGACCGUUAUGUACGUCAUAAAGACUACCUCAACAGCUUGGUUGGCCAGGACUGAAAUGAAAGAAAGAUGGAUCGUAAUGAUGAGAGAAUCAAAAGAGCUUUAAGACGCCGCCCUUAUGUGUUGAAACCAGUGAGGGUGAACACCCCUGAUUCCGUGUUGUGGCCAACCGGCAAGGUGCACAGAAGGCCAAAGCCUUCUACUUCAGUGCAGACCACUCAGAUCCACAAAAGGCCUCCAAUCAUUGUGAGCUAUGGGCAGGACCAGACAUCUGGGGAUGGAUGGAGCAUCAAUCCAGAGCCUCUCAGCCAGUCUGGAAGGGUGACUCGGCUGAUAGAGAGAAAAUGUGAUGACGUGAUCUCAUCCUCCAGUUCUGAUGACUUUUCCAUCUACUCCUUCACUGACUGUGAAUCUGAGAGUGAUGAUGAGGAUCAUGAAAGGAGGACACCAAAGCUGAAAGUUGAGAAUGGAAAGGUGACAAAGCUUGAUGUGAGGGAUAUGGACGAGGAUGAUGAUCUGUCUCUCCACUCCUUCGAUGAGUCAGACUUCCUGAGCCCAGGGAAGGUCUCAGGUCCUGUAUCUGUCAAGAAUGGCCUCUCUCCCUUUGUGACCUCAGCACACCGGACCCUGGCUGAAGCCCUACGGGCCCUGCCCUCUGCUGUAGGCUCUCCCUACCCAGUAAAUGUCCCAAGGCCUCGGACUCCUCUCAACCCUGUCAUUAUCGCUCUGCCCCGAACAGAGAACUUCCCAUACCGCCACAGCCCUCGCCUGGCUCCCAUCACCAACCUGAGCGAGACCGGCAGGAAGCUGCUCCAGGAAAUGGCUGGAGUGGCCCCACAGAGAUGGAAAUCUACACCUGUUUAGACCUUGGAGGAUAUGGCUUCAGAUGAAAGACAGCAGAGAGAUGCAGAAUGUAAAAGCUUCAAACACAUUGAUAUGCAAAUUCAGGACCAUUGUACACUGAAGUGGAGCAUGCAUCUGGUCUGAAGCAUGUCAAAAGAGUAGAAAAGAACUGGGACUGGAGGAAUACAUCACAUUUAAACUAAAUUAGCAUGUAUCUGAUUUAGCUACACUCAUCUGUACUUGAAUGGUGCUGUUUGAAAAGUGCAUUUCCAAUAAAGCUUUUUAAAUUGCAGUUAUUU
Oncorhynchus mykiss (rainbow trout) is the source of this 2981-nucleotide messenger RNA. Lineage: Eukaryota; Metazoa; Chordata; Actinopteri; Salmoniformes; Salmonidae. The record is from RefSeq and is a predicted model, not a curated record.